AUGCGGGGGGUUCUGUCUGCCCUGCAGACGGCAGGGGCCCUGCAGAGGCCUUUGGUGGCCUGCUGCCGCAGCAGAACUUAUUCUGCUGCUGCUGCUGCAGCAGCAGCAGCUGCUGCUGCUGCUACAGCCGCCCCAGCUUUGCAGCAGCAGAAGCAGCAGCAGGAGAAGCAGCAGCAGCAGCAGCAGCAGCAGCAGAAGCAACAGCAGCAGCAGCGGCAGCAGCAAACCAUGAGCUCUCGAGCGCGUUAUUUCCAGCUGCGGCAAAAUAUGAAGAAGUGCACAGAGCAGCAGCAGCAGCGCCACCGCGAGCAGCAGCGGCAGCGUGAUGCUGCUGCUGCUGCUGCUGCUGCUGCUGCUGCUAAAAGAGCGGAUGGAUCGGACCUUGAAGUCGUUGCUUCUCCGGCCUCAGCAGCAGCAGCAGCAGACGCUGCAGCAGCAGACCCUGCAGCAGCAGCAGCAGACCCUGCAGCAGCAGCAGCAGCAGCAGACCCUGCAGCAGCAGCAGCAGCACGUUUGGCCGCGCUGCGGCAGCAGCGAAGCCGGCUAAAAAAGAGAAGAGCAGCAGCACUGCCCCACAGCCACUGGGACUUUGUGGGGAAGGGAGACAGCGAGCCGGUAUCUUGUGUUGCUGCUGCUGCUGCUGUUGCUGCUGCUGCUGCUGCUGCUGCGGGGGGGCCUGCUGCUGUAGACGCGAACUGCUACGCCUCAGCAGCAGCAGCAGCAGCAGCAGAAGUCUCUGUGGGCUCUAUUUUCGAAGAAGACACGGGAGAGCCCCUGGAGGCUCUCGACGCAGCAACCGCAGCAGCAGCAGCAGCCCCAGCAGCAGCAGCAGCAGCAGCAGCAGCAGCAGCAGGACCUGCUGCGUUUGUGUCCAAAGCAACAAACAGCAAAAAGAAAGCUAUUUGGGAGCUGCCGCAGAAGCAAAAGGAGACAGCAGCAGAAGCGGAGGCAGCUGGCCGCAGUCUCCUUUAUUUGGAGCCACCCGCUGCUGCUGCUGCUGCUGCUGCUGCUGACUCAGCAGCAGCAACAGCAGCAGCAGCAACAGCAGCAGCAGCAACUCAGCCGGACGAAAAGGAGCAGCAGCAGCAGCAGCAGCAGGCAGUAUUUGAGUGGCCGCCCGAUAAAACGUCUCCCAAAGCUGCUGCCGCUGCUGCAGCGCGUCGCCAGUGGAGCAGCAAAUCGCAGCAGCAGCAGCAGCAGCAGCAGCAGCAGCAGCGGCUGGUGGACUUGUGGGCGAACAGAGCAGCAGCAGAUUUGUCCUUCACUGCCCCCCCUGCAGCAAGAAGGAAGUUGGAGCCAAGCAGGCUCAUGCAGCAGGUACUGAACAUCAAGCCCCAGCAGCAGCAGCAGCAGCAGCAGCAGCAGCAGCAGCAGCAGCAGCAGCAGCGUGAGGAGCCGGUUGGAGGGAAGGCUCCUGCGGAGGGAGGAGAGCGGCAGCAGGCUGUUUCUUGCGGAGCAGCUGCUGCUGCUGCUCCUGCUGCUGCUGCUGCUGCUGCUGCUGGGGAUGUGAUCCCGAGCCGGCUUAGUGACCCGAAAGCCAGCAGCAGCAGCAGCAGCAGCAGCAGCAGCUGCCGGGAGGACCUGCUGGACCACGGGGCUCGUUUGGUGCGUGAGCUGAAGCAGCAGGCGCUGGCGCAGUCCGCAGCAGCAGCAGCAGCAGCAGCAGCAGGAGGAGCAGCAGCAGCAGCAGCAGAAGACCCGGUGGCUGCUGCAGUGCGGGAAAGCGUGAGUUACUACCCGGGGAUAGAGCGGCAGCGGCGGCAGCAAGAACUUGCUGCUGCUGCUGCAGUGUCGCUGGAGGAGCUGCUGCAGCAGGGGCGCUGCAGCAGCGCGAACGUAGCAGCACUGAUUCGGGCGAAGGGGCAGCAGCAAGGGCUUGCUGCUGCAGUGGAAGUGUACGAAGCAGCAGCAGCAGCAGGACUGCAGCCGGAGAGCGAGUGGUUUGUGUCUUUGCUGCUGGCAGCAGCAGCAGCGCGAGACGCAGCAGCAGCAAGGCUGCUGUUCCUGAAGCUGCGGGCGCUGCUGCUGCAGCCCACUGCGCGCGUCUACGGGGCUUUGGUGCAUGCGCAUGCAGCAGCAGGAGAAGCAGCAGCAGCAGCAGCAAUUAUCCGGAAGAUGGAAGCUGAGGGGCUGGCAGCAGAUGCUGCAGUCUACACCCCGCUGCUGCACUGCCUCGUGCUGCAGCAGCAGCACGCUGCAGCGCAGCAGCUCUUCCGAGACCUCCGGACUUGGAAAAAAGUGCUGCCGGAUGCUGCGAUGUUCACAGUAAUGAUGAAGAUGCAUGCAAGGAGAGCAGCAGCAGCAGCAGCAGCAGCUUUGCUGCAGGACAUGCUGCAGUCCCAAGUCCGCCCCACAGACCUCACUUACACUGAACUUCUUGCUGCAUGCGCAGCAGCAAAGUCCCACUGCCGCGAGGCCUUUAGGGUUUUCGACCAGAUGCAAGCGGAGGGCAUGCCGGCUUCUCCGAGGGUUUACAAACUCCUCCUCAAGGCGUGCGCGACGGCGGGGGACGUGGCGAGAGCGCGGAGAGUGGUGCAGCAAAUGGCAGCAGCAGGAGUGAGACUGUGCAGCAGCAGCUACCGGAGUUUGCUGCUGCUGUUUGCUGCAGCAAGUUUGCUGCCGGGGGCUUCGCAGCAAGAAAGAAGCAGCAACGUCCGCUGCAGCUGGCACUUGCUGCAGUGCAUGCGCAUGCAAGGGUUUAGACCCCACACUUCCACCCUCAACGCGCUGCUUCAGGUGUACAGACACUCCAAGUUUCCCCAGUUUGCAGUUGACCUGCUUCGCCACUUCCAGGACUUCGGACUCAAACCCAACAACCAGACCUACGCCAUUCUCCUCAGGCAGGCUUUAGGAAUGUUUGGCUCGGACUUGAAAGACCCCGGAAGGUACUUUGCCCUAUGGGACUUUCUCAAGAAGGAAGGCAGCCCCAGCACCAGCAGCAGCAGCAGCAGCAGCAGCAGCAGCAGCAGCAGCAGCAGCAGGAAGGGGGAGCGUUGUUUGACGCAGAGUCCGUCGCUGCUGCGGCUGUCGCUCGAAGUGUCUCUGCUGUCUCAGUCUCGAGAAAGGACAAUAGAAGUGUUGCGGGAGAUGUACAUACACCGCGUGUACCCCACCCCACAGCUAGCUAGCCAGCUAGCUGCUGCAGCGCGGCAGGUGACGGAGGUGCACUUGCUGCUGCGCAACUUGCUGCUGCUGCAGCAGCACGAGGAGUACAGCAAGCAGCAGCGGCAGCAGCAGCUGCUGCAGACGCGGAUCGACGAGCACGAACUCGAGGUGUACAGACAGGGCAGGCCCAGCGUGCGCAGCAGCGAAACGGAGCAGCAGCAAAUUCGAAAACACUUUUUCAAAAAAAUGGACAAACAACCUAAACCCUGGCUUCCUCUGAGUGAAUUCAUUAAAAAGAAACAAAAAGGAGGAGAAGAAUAUGCCAAACGCCACGACAGGCCUUCGCCCAACACGCUGGAUGUCUGA
Eimeria necatrix is the source of this 3471-nucleotide messenger RNA. RefSeq names its product PPR repeat-containing protein, putative. The coding region runs from base 1 to 3471 and encodes 1156 amino acids. The transcript is spliced from 3 exons. Gene Ontology annotation, molecular function: protein binding. The record is from RefSeq and is a predicted model, not a curated record. Lineage: Eukaryota; Apicomplexa; Conoidasida; Eucoccidiorida; Eimeriidae.